AGUUGGGACAGUCACAGUGAGAGAAAAUGUCACUGCCGAAGGUCUUGUGUUUUCAUCUCAUAUUGAUGCUGUCUGCAUUCACUGGAGCAGCUAAUGGAUACUACAAUUCUCGGUGGGCUAAAUGCAUCUUCAGCUCCAGUGAUCUCAGUGACAUGGUGUUCGUUGAUAACUAUAUCUUCAAUAAAGAUGUGUACAUACAGUUCAACAGCACUGUGGGGGAGUAUGUGGGGUACACUGCACAUGGAGUAUAUAACGCAGACUUAUGGAACAAAAAUCCCAGCCAGCUGCAGCAAGAGAGAGCUGAGGUGGACAGAUACUGCAAACCUAAUGCUGAAAUUUAUUACAGUGCCAUUUUAAACAAAGCAGUGCCACCAAAGGUUAAACUCAGUUCAGGGACGCAGGCUGGUGGCAGACAUCCAGCUGUGUUGAUGUGCAGCGCUUAUGACUUCUACCCAAAAAGAAUCAAAGUGUCCUGGAUGAGAGAUGGUAAAGUUGUGACCUCUGAUGUGACCUCAACUGAGGAGCUGGCUGAUGGGGACUGGUACUACCAGAUUCACUCCCACCUGGAGUACACCCCCAAAUCUGGAGAGAAGAUCUCCUGCGCGGUGGAUCACGCCGGCUUAACUAAACCCAUCAUCAUAGACUGGGAUCCAUCUCUCCCUGAGUCUGAGAGGAAUAAAAUCGCCAUCGGGGCGUCUGGUCUGGUGCUGGGAAUCAUCAUCGCAGCUGCUGGACUCAUUUAUUAUAAGAAAAAAUCAUCAGGGAGGAUCCUGGUACCAACUUAAUGAUGAUCAGACUGACUGGAAGAGGAUUCAACUUGACUCAUCGAUAGAGAACUCACUUUCUGAACUUCACACUGAUGUUUCAUUUUUAACAAUGAAAACAAUUUUGGAAAAUGAAAACAGUAACAAAUCUAAUACAUAUGUUUGAUAUUUGUAAUUUUUUAUUGAAUGUUGAUGAUGAUAUAAUGAUGUGUAAAAUAUAGAGAUUUUAUAGAGAGAAGUAGAGAUUAUCAUUCUUGCUGGCUUCUUUUCCAGUACAUUUACUGAAUUAACAUGCAUAUAGCUUCAUAGCGUUAGGACACACUCUAGGUCUUUGUUAUUAAUGGCACUCUGAAGUCUUUUAAUUAUCAUUAUUUUACUCUUAUUUACCAUUAAAAUAUAUUAGAAUUAAAUUUGUGCAGUCUUAUAUGAAAUAUAUUUGAUGGGAAAAAAAUUAUUUAGCAUAAAUUAGACCAUCAACAGAUUUCAGAUGUUAUUCUUCCUUCUAAUUCAUUCUGACAAUAAUUCUUCUGUAUGAUUUGAUGACUAAAAUAUCCACGUUUUUUUCUUCAGAAACCAACUGAAACAUUUCUUGUUUCUGUGCUGUAUGUUCAUUUCAGCUAUAAAUAAAUGUCUUUACAUAACA
Sinocyclocheilus rhinocerous is the source of this 1407-nucleotide messenger RNA. Its product is annotated as H-2 class II histocompatibility antigen, I-E beta chain-like. The coding region runs from base 27 to 785 and encodes 252 amino acids. Gene Ontology annotation, cellular component: membrane; MHC class II protein complex. The transcript is spliced from 6 exons. The record is from RefSeq and is a predicted model, not a curated record. NCBI's taxonomy places the organism in Eukaryota, Metazoa, Chordata, Actinopteri, Cypriniformes, Cyprinidae. Gene Ontology annotation, biological process: antigen processing and presentation; immune response.